This is a messenger RNA of Saitoella complicata NRRL Y-17804, 1662 nucleotides long. Its product is annotated as Phosphoglucose isomerase. The transcript is spliced from 2 exons. Gene Ontology annotation, molecular function: monosaccharide binding; glucose-6-phosphate isomerase activity; carbohydrate derivative binding. Gene Ontology annotation, cellular component: cytosol. The coding region runs from base 1 to 1662 and encodes 553 amino acids. The record is from RefSeq and is a predicted model, not a curated record. Gene Ontology annotation, biological process: gluconeogenesis; glycolytic process; glucose 6-phosphate metabolic process. NCBI's taxonomy places the organism in Eukaryota, Fungi, Ascomycota, Saitoellomycetes, Saitoellales, Saitoellaceae.
AUGUCCUUCUCACUACUCACCGAUCUCCCCGCCUACUCCGACCUCCAGUCGCACUACCAGACCACCGGCAAGGGUCUCAUUGUCAAGGACCUCUUCGCCCAGGAUCCCAAGCGUUUCGAGAAGUUCUCGCACAGCUUUGACAAGAUCGAUGGAUGCCCCAUCUUGUUCGAUUUCUCCAAGAACAUCGUGAAUGAGGAGACUGUGCAGUUGCUUGCUGAGUUGGCCCGCCAGGCUGGUGUUGAGAAGUUGAGGGAUGGUUUGUUUUCUGGUGAGCACAUUAACUUUACCGAAGACCGCGCUGUCUUCCACCCUGCUCUCCGUAACCGCUCCAACGAGCCCAUGAAGAACAAUGGCGAGGAUGUCAUGCCUUCCAUCAACAAGGUUCUCGACCACAUGAAGGAAUUCUCCGACUCCGUCCGUUCCGGCGAGUGGAAGGGUUAUUCCGGCAAGACCAUCAAGUCCAUCGUCAACGUCGGUAUCGGUGGUUCCGACCUCGGACCCGUCAUGGUCACCGAGGCGCUCAAGCCUUACGCCAAGAGGGAUUUGGAGAUGCACUUUGUCUCCAACAUUGACGGUACCCACAUGGCUGAGACUUUGAAGGCUUGUGAUCCCGAGACUACUCUUUUCUUGGUUGCGUCCAAGACUUUCACGACUGCUGAGACUUCUACGAACGCCAACACUGCCAAGGAGUGGUUCUUGCAGACUGCUAAGGAUGAGAGCGCGAUUGCUAAGCAUUUUGUUGCUCUUUCCACUAACGAGAAGGAGGUCACCAAGUUCGGUAUUGACGCUGCCAACAUGUUCGAGUUCGGCGACUACGUUGGUGGACGUUACUCCGUCUGGUCCGCCAUCGGUCUCUCCGUCGCUCUCUACAUCGGUUUCGACAACUUUGCCGAUUUCCUCGAUGGAGCACACCAAAUGGACAAGCACUUCCGCGAGACGCCUAUCGAGUCAAACAUCCCCAUGCUCGGUGGUUUGUUGUCCGUGUGGUACUCCAACUUCUUCGGUGCGCAGACUCACCUCGUCGCGCCGUUCGACCAGUAUCUCCACCGUUUCCCUGCGUACUUGCAGCAGCUCUCGAUGGAGUCGAACGGAAAGUACGUCACCCGUACCGGUGCGCAGGUGUCUUACACCACUGGCCCAAUCCUCUUCGGUGAGCCCUGUACCAACGCACAGCACUCCUUCUUCCAGCUCGUGCACCAGGGAACUAAGCUCAUCCCCUCCGACUUCAUCUUGGCCGUCGAGUCUCACAACCCUAUUCAGGGUGGAAAGCACCAGCGUAUGCUCGCUUCCAACUUCCUCGCCCAGUCUGAGGCUUUGAUGGUUGGUAAGACGCCGGAUGAGGUCAAGGCUGAGGGUGCGCCGGAGGAGUUGGUCUCCCACAAGACUUUCUUGGGAAACCGUCCCACUACCUCGAUCGUCGCGCAGAAGAUCACCCCUGCGGCGCUCGGAGCCUUGAUUGCGUACUACGAGUGGUUGACCUUCACUGAGGGCGCUGUCUGGAACAUCAACUCUUUCGACCAGUGGGGUGUUGAGUUGGGUAAGAAGCUCGCUGUUAAGAUUUUGGGUGAGUUGGAGAGUGAGGGUGAGGCUGAGGGACAUGAUGCUUCUACGAAUGGAUUGGUGAACUACUUCAAGAAGAUGGGUGGUGCUAAGUCUGAGUAA